AUGAAUCCUGAACAAAUCAAUGAAAUAUUAAAUUACAGUUCUGAUUCAGACAUUGACGAGGAUGAUUAUAGUAGUUCUGAAGAGUAUCUGCCACCAGGUAAUGAAUCUGAAAGUGAACACUCUGACGGUAAUUCUGUGGAAAAUGGUAUUGAUUUUGAAAAUUCUGAAUGGAAUUUUGAUAUAAAUACAGAACCCGAAUUUGUUGAUUUCACCGGUAUUCCUGGCUUACGGUGGCAUGAUAUUGAUGUUGACGAACUAAAAAAAUUACUUGGUCUCAGUAUCGUAAUGGGAUACUUGAAAUUUCCGUCUCUAGGUACAUAUUGGUCUAAGUUCGAACUAGAUUUUCACCCAAUUUUCGAAAAAACAAUGAGUCGUCAUCGUUACGAACUCAUUUUAAGAUUUUUAUGCUUUUACGACCCGAGAUCAGCGGACACAUCUGACCGUCUACAUAAAAUAGAAAAUGUAACAAAACAUGUCAUAAAUAAUAUCCAAACGAAAUAUUAUCCGAAACAAAAUUUGUCUUUGGACGAAUCUAUGAUGUUAUGGAGAGGAAGGCUAAGCUUUCGGCAAUACAUACCUAGUAAAGCCCAUAAAUAUGGCAUAAAAUUUUAUGAACUUUGUUCAUCUGAUGGUUUUUUAUUGAACUUUAUAAUUUACAAAGGAAAAGGGACAGUUAUAGAUGAGAAUGGAGUAACUUUUGGUAUUGUAACUAAAUUAAUGCAAAAUUAUUUAGGUAAAGGGCACACUUUAUACAUGGAUAAUUUUUACAACAGUGUUCAAUUAGUCCAGCAUUUAUAUAAUAAUAAAAUCACAGUCGUGGGAACGUUGCGUAAAAAUAGGAAAGAUAACCCUAAAGAAGUUUUAAAUUCUAAAUUAAAUAAAGGCGAAGUGAGUCACGCCCAAAAGGGAAAUAUACACGUGAUCAAAUGGAGAAAUAUGAGGGAUGUAAGCAUGAUAUCAUCCAAACAUAAACUCGAUUUUGAAAAUGUAAUUGAUAAAUUUGGGCGAAGCAAAUUUAAACCAAAUAUGGUAGUUGACUAUAAUUCUAAAAUGUCCGGAAUUGAUAGAAUAGACCAAAUGAUCAGCUAUUAUCCAAUACCAAGAAAAAGUAUGCGCUG
Messenger RNA from Sipha flava (yellow sugarcane aphid), 1118 nucleotides. RefSeq names its product piggyBac transposable element-derived protein 4-like. Lineage: Eukaryota; Metazoa; Arthropoda; Insecta; Hemiptera; Aphididae. The record is from RefSeq and is a predicted model, not a curated record. The transcript has 2 exons. The annotation marks the transcript as partial.